CGCAGCUCGGGUCUUUUUCCAGCUCAACGCGGUGCUUGUCGUUGUCAGAGAGAGAGAGAGAUCUGGCCAGCAGAAGAAGUGUUUACACUUUCUCUGAAUAGGAACAUUGAAUUUAUAUUUUGGAAGAAAGGGAUUUUACACCGUAAUAUUGACAAAUUUAACAUACGCCUUCUUUCGUAUGUGUCAUUUAUUUAUAAUGGGAAUAAAUGGAAAUGGACCAGAAGCCAGACUUGGAUGCAACACUUCUGCAGCUUUAGAGAAUAAAACAAAUGAUGACCUCUUGAAGUAACCGUAACGUAACUCCUCGCCGAAUGAUAUACCGACGUGUAUUUGCACAAGCCAACGCAUUUAAAUGUAAAGUGGAGUAGCUAGGUGUUAACUUUUCCAGCCAGUUAGAUAGCUGUCAUGGAUAUCUGUUCAAGACCUAGUGGAGAAAUUCAAAGAAAAAACCCACAGCAGGAUUUCGAGCUCAUUCAACGAGUUGGGAGCGGCACAUAUGGAGACGUAUACAAGGCUCGAAACAUCCAAACGGGAGAGCUUGCUGCUGUUAAGAUUAUUAAACUGGAGCCAGGGGAUGACUUCUCCAUCAUCCAGCAGGAGAUCUGCAUGGUGAAGGAAUGCAUGCACCACAACAUAGUGGCCUACUUCGGGAGCUACCUCUGCCGCGACAAGCUGUGGAUCUGUAUGGAGUACUGUGGGGGAGGAUCUCUACAGGACAUAUAUCAUGUGACGGGUCCCCUAUCAGAGCUGCAGAUAGCCUACGUCUGCAGAGAGACCAUACAGGGUUUGGGAUAUCUACACUCCAAGGGGAAAAUGCACCGUGACAUCAAGGGUGCUAAUAUCCUCCUAACAGACAACGGGCAUGUGAAACUAGCUGAUUUUGGAGUAGCAGCCAAAAUAACAGCCACCAUUGCCAAGAGGAAGUCCUUCAUCGGGACUCCUUAUUGGAUGGCCCCAGAGGUAGCAGCAGUAGAGAAGAACGGAGGUUACAACCAGCUGUGUGACAUCUGGGCCGUGGGCAUCACCUCCAUAGAACUGGCCGAGCUGCAGCCCCCUAUGUUUGACCUGCACCCAAUGAGGGCUUUGUUUCUCAUGUCAAAGAGCAGCUUUCAGCCUCCCAAGCUAAAACACAAAACUAAGUGGACCACAGCCUUCCAUAACUUUGUUAAAGUCUCGCUGACCAAGAACCCGAAGAAGAGACCGACAGCUGAGAAGCUCUUAACGCAUUUGUUUAUAGAUCAGACGGGGCUGACCAGGAGAGUAGCUGUGGAGCUGCUGGACAAGAUGAACAACCCAGACAACCACCAACACUUCUCUGAGGUGGACGACGAUGACCUGGAGCCUCUUUCAGCAGUGAGACAUAUCAUUCGUUCAACCAACAAACACUCCAGAGCAGAGAGAACUCGCUCAGAGAUCAACUUUGAUAAAGUGAAGUUUGAACCUCCGCUGAGGAAGGAAACAGAGGCUCACGUUGAAAUGGACGUGACUAAACACAGCGACUUCCCCUCUCCCUGGAGCCCUUUCGCAGAGGGAGGCAUCUCUACCAGGGGACAUAUGGCCCAUCUGGAGGACGCCUUUGAAGACGUGGAGCUGUCGACCCUCAAGCACGGAAUCCCACCUCCUCUACCCCCAAAGCCUCAUCUGAGCAGUUUGUCAGAUGAGCCAGAUGUGAUUGAUGAGAGGUGUCUGACAGUGAGGAGAUUUCCAGGCUCAGAGGACAGCCCAGGUCCAGGCCUGUUCCCCCGGAGGCUGAGCACUCCAGAGCAGGGCAACAAGGCGGAGCAUUCUGGUCCGGACUACCUGUCAGCCAGCGGCAGUAGCCCCAAUCUGCUAUCUACGUCCACAGCCUCAGACCCUGAUCCCGAUGACGGCGUGAACGGAGAGAAUCCCAGUGCUCGGCCCAGCCGACCACAGAGGACGGAGAAGAAAGACUACCUUAAACCUGCCAUCAACGGCCUGCCGCCAACUCCUAAAGUCCUGAUGGGGGCCUGUUUCUCCAAGGUGUUUGAUGGCUGCCCACUGAACAUCAACUGUGCCACGUCGUGGAUACACCCUGAUACCAAAGACCAGUACCUUAUAUUUGGGACAGAGGAUGGGAUCUAUACCCUCAACCUGAAUGAGCUGCAUGAAGCCACCAUGGAACAGCUGUUCCCCAGGAAGUGUACCUGGCUCUACAUCAUCAACAACAACCUGAUGUCUCUGUCAGGGAAGACCUUCCAGCUCUACUCACACAACCUGAUUGGGCUGUUUGAGCAGCUGAAGAAGCCUGGCCUGGCCUCUCAGUUCCAAACACACCGCUUCCCAGACAAGAUGUUACCAAGGAGGUUUGCCUUGACAACGAAGAUCCCUGACACAAAGGGCUGUCACAAGUGUUGCAUUGUGAGGAACCCUUAUACGGGCCAUAAGUACCUGUGUGGAGCGCUCCAGUUUGGGAUAAUCCUGCUACAGUGGUAUGAACCCAUGCAGAGGUUCAUGCUUAUCAAGCACUUUGACUUCCCUCUGCCCAGCCCUCUGAAGGUGUUUGAGAUGUUAGUGGUUCCAGAGCAGGAAUACCCCAUGGUGUGUAUAGCUGUCAGCCAGGCCACGGAGCCAGGCCAGGUGGUUCGCUUUGAGACCAUCAACCUCAACUCCUGCUCUUCCUGGUUCACUGAGAUGGGAUCAACUGGUCGAGCAAUGGACGCCAUCCAUGUGACCCAGCUGGAGAGGGACACCUUGCUAGUGUGCCUGGACAAAAAUAUCAAGAUCGUUAACCUCCAGGGAAGACUGAAGUCCAACAAGAAGCUAGCCUCGGAGCUCAGCUUUGACUUCACCAUUGGAUCCGUUGUGUGCCUUCAGGACAGUGUUCUGGCCUUCUGGAAGCACGGCAUGCAGGGAAGGAGCUUCAAAUCCAACGAGGUCACCCAGGAGAUUUCUGAUCCCAGCAGAGUCUUCCGCCUCCUAGGAUCUGACAGGGUGGUGGUUCUGGAGAGCCGGCCCACUGACAACCCCACAGCCCUCAGCAACCUCUACAUCCUGGCCGGGCAUGAAAACAGUUACUAGCCCUGACCCCAGCCCUGUUACUGAGAACAGUUACUAGCCCUGUCCCUGUUACUGAGAACAGUUAGUAGCCCUGACCCCAGCCCUGUCCCUGUUACUGAGAACAGUUACUAGCCCUGACCCCAGCCCUGUCCCUGCUACUGAGAACAGUUACUAGCCCUGACCCCAGCCCUGUUACUGAGAACAGUUACUAGCCCUGACCCCAGCCCUGUCCCUGUUACUGAGAACAGUUACUAGCCCUGACCCCAGCCCUGACCCUGUUACUGAGAACAGUUACUAGCCCUGACCCCAGCCCUGACCCUGUUACUGAGAACAGUUACUAGCCCUGACCCCAGCCCUGACCCUGUUACUGAGAACAGUUACUAGCCCUGACCCCAGCCCUGACCCUGUUACUGAGAACAGUUACUAGCCCUGACCCCAGCCCUGUUACUGAGAACAGUUACUAGCCCUGACCCCAGCCCUGACCCUGUUACUGAGAACAGUUAGUAGCCCUGACCCCAGCCCUGUCCCUGUUACUGAGAACAGUUACUAGCCCUGACCCCAGCCCUGUCCCUGUUACUGAGGACAGUUACUAGCCCUGACCCCAGCCCUGUCCCUGCUACUGAGAACAGUUACUAGCCCUGACCCCAGCCCUGUCCCUGCUACUGAGAACAGUUACUAGCCCUGACCCCAGCCCUGUUACUGAGAACAGUUACUAGCCCUGACCACAGCCCUGUCCCUGUUACUGAGAACAGUUACUAGCCCUGACCCCAGCCCUGUCCCUGUUACUGAGAACAGUUACUAGCCCUGACCCCAGCCCUGACCCUGUUACUGAGAACAGUUACUAUCCCUGACCCCAGCCCUGACCCUGUUACUGAGAACAGUUACUAGCCCUGACCCCAGCCCUGACCCUGUUACUGAGAACAGUUACUAGCCCUGACCCCAGCCCUGACCCUGUUACUGAGAACAGUUACUAGCCCUGACCCUGUUACUGAGAACAGUUACUAGCCCUGACCCCAGACCUGACCCUGUUACUGAGAACAGUUACUAGCCCUGACCCCAGCCCUGACCCUGUUACUGAGAACAGUUACUAGCCCUGACCCCAGCCCUGUCCCUGUUACUGAGAACAGUUAGUAGACCUGACCCCAGCCCUGACCCUGUUACUUAGAACAGUUACUAGCCCUGACCCCUUCCCUGUCCCUGUUACUGAGAACAGUUACUAGCCCUGACCCCAGCCCUGACCCUGUUACUGAGAACAGUUACUAGCCCUGACCCCAGCCCUGUUACUGAGAACAGUUAGUAGCCCUGACCCCAGCCCUGACCCUGUUACUGAGAACAGUUACUAGCCCUGACCCUGUUACUGAGAACAGUUAGUAGCCCUGACCCCAGCCCUGUCCCUGUUACUGAGAACAGUUAGUAGCCCUGACUCCAGCCCUGUCCCUGUUACUGAGAACAGUUAGUAGCCCUGACUCCAGCCCUGUCCCUGUUACUGAGAACAGUUACUAGCCCUGACCCCAGCCCUGUUACUGAGAACAGUUACUAGCCCUGACCCCAGCCCUGUCCCUGUUACUGAGAACAGUUAGUAGACCUGACCCCAGCCCUGACCCUGUUACUUAGAACAGUUACUAGCCCUGACCCCUUCCCUGUCCCUGUUACUGAGAACAGUUACUAGCCCUGACCCUGUUACUGAGAACAGUUACUAGCCCUGACCCCAGCCCUGUUACUGAGAACAGUUAGUAGCCCUGACCCCAGCCCUGACCCUGUUACUGAGAACAGUUACUAGCCCUGACCCUGUUACUGAGAACAGUUAGUAGCCCUGACCCCAGCCCUGUCCCUGUUACUGAGAACAGUUAGUAGCCCUGACCCCAGCCCUGUCCCUGUUACUGAGAACAGUUAGUAGCCCUGACUCCAGCCCUGUCCCUGUUACUGAGAACAGUUAGUAGCCCUGACCCCAGCCCUGUUACUGAGAACAGUUACUACCCCUGUCCCUGUUACUGAGAACAGUUAGUAGCCCUGACCCCAGCCCUGUCCCUGUUACUGAGAACAGUUACUAGCCCUGACCCCAGCCCUGUCCCUGCUACUGAGAACAGUUACUAGCCCUGACCCCAGCCCUGUUACUGAGAACAGUUACUAGCCCUGACCACAGCCCUGUCCCUGUUACUGAGAACAGUUACUAGCCCUGACCCCAGCCCUGUCCCUGUUACUGAGAACAGUUACUAGCCCUGACCCCAGC
Oncorhynchus nerka (sockeye salmon) is the source of this 5248-nucleotide messenger RNA. RefSeq names its product mitogen-activated protein kinase kinase kinase kinase 5-like. Gene Ontology annotation, biological process: protein phosphorylation; intracellular signal transduction. The coding region runs from base 406 to 3039 and encodes 877 amino acids. NCBI's taxonomy places the organism in Eukaryota, Metazoa, Chordata, Actinopteri, Salmoniformes, Salmonidae. Gene Ontology annotation, cellular component: cytoplasm. The transcript has 34 exons. Gene Ontology annotation, molecular function: ATP binding; MAP kinase kinase kinase kinase activity. The record is from RefSeq and is a predicted model, not a curated record.